Messenger RNA from Setaria italica (foxtail millet), 1801 nucleotides. Its product is annotated as proline-rich protein 4. Lineage: Eukaryota; Viridiplantae; Streptophyta; Magnoliopsida; Poales; Poaceae. Bases 38 to 1498 code for a protein of 486 amino acids. The record is from RefSeq and is a predicted model, not a curated record. The transcript is spliced from 2 exons.
CUCGUCCUCUCAUCGAAGCAUCCAUCCCCAUCCAAACAUGGCAGGGGCACCACGGGGGCUUCUCCUCGGCGUUUGCGCUGCGCUGAUGGCAGUGGCCGUCGCAAGCGCUGCCUCUGGCGGCGCAGCAACGGUCGUCGUCGGCCUGGCCAAGUGCGCCGACUGCACGAGGAGGAACAUGAAGGCCGAGGCGGCUUUCAAGGGUCUUCAAGUGGCGAUCAAGUGCAAGAACAGUAAAGGCGACUACGAGAGCAAGGCCGUCGGCCAGCUGGAUGGCUCUGGCGCCUUCAGCGUUCCACUCACCACCGACCUCCACGGCGCCGACUGCCUUGCACAGCUUCACAGCGCGGCGGGCACUCCGUGCCCCGGUCAGGAGCCUUCCAUGAUUGUUCCGCAGUCCGAGAGCGACUUCGUCGUGGUCCCUGGCAAGACAAACAACCCAUCGGCAGAAUGCGCGUCGGUCACCAUCUGCGGCCCUAUCAAGAAGCACUUCCUCGACCACUUCCACAAGAAGAAGCCCGUACCGCCGAAGCCGAAGCCCGAACCUAAGCCGCAACCGAAACCUGAACCCAAGCCGCAGCCAGAGUACCACCCCCCAACACCGACGUAUGGAUCACCAAUGCCCACAUAUGGAUCCCCAACUCCGAUCUACCAUCCUCCAGCAAGGCAGUUGUUCGACAAGAAGCACUUGUUUGAUCACUUCCAUAAGAACCACGACCACCACCACUUCUUUGACCAUUUCCACAAGAAGCCCAUGCCGCCGAAGCCGAAGCCGGAACCUAAGCCGCAGCCGAAGCCAGAGCCUAAGCCUCAGCCAGAGUACCAUCCCCCAACACCAACAUACGGGUCUCCGACACCGAUCUACCACCCUCCAGCUAGGCACUUGUUUGCCAAGUUGCUUGGUCACUUCCACAAGGACCACGAUCACCACCACUUCUUCGACCACUUCCACAAGAAGCCCAUACCGCCAAAGCCGAAGCCGGAACCUAAGCCGCAGCCCAAACCAGAGCCCAAGCCUCAGCCAGAGUACCAUCCCCCAACGCCAACAUAUGGGUCGCCAACACCCACAUACGGGUCUCCUACACCAAUCUACCACCCUCCAGCUAGGCACUUGUUUGCCAAGUUGCUUGGUCACUUCCACAAGGACCACGACCACCACCAACUCUUCGACCACUUCCACAAGAAGCCUGUUCCACCGAAGCCAGAGCCCAAGCCGCAGCCAGAGUACCACCCCCCAACACCUACAUAUGGGUCUCCUACUCCAAUCUACCAUCCUCCUGCUAAAGACUUGUUCAACAAGAAGCACUGGCUUGACCACUUCCACAAGGAUCAUGAGCACCACCACUUCUUUGACCACUUCCACAAGAAACCAGUGCCUCCUAAGCCAAAGCCGGAGCCCAAACCUCAGCCAGAAUACCACCCCCCAACGCCUAAAUACAGUUCACCCACGCCCACGUAUGGGUCCCCGACUCCGAUCUACCACCCUCCGGCCAAGAACUGAGUUGAAGGAUGUGCUAAGUGAUGGACAUUCCUACGAGUUUGGAUGCAUGGUUUUGCGUGAUUUGAAGCAAAGUUCUUCAGUUUCCACAGAAUAAAAGUACAGCUAUAUUUCUUAUACAUCGAGUGAGUAUACUUCUUUGUGUGUUGGGAUAUGUGUCAUAUGUAAGAUUCAGGUGUUCCUUUGUAUAUUCAAAUUAUACUAUAAUGUAAUUGUACACUUUGAGUGCGAAGUAAAAAGUGUACAGUGUAUUUCUAACUUUUCUUGGAAUUGAACAAUUGCAAUGCAAACAUCUACGGUUGAAUA